AUGCUCUUCCGUUAUUUUGCAUCAGAUGAAAAUUGUCUGCACGCCAUCCUGGAGCUGCAAAUGUCAGUGUCAUUGGUUAUUGAUGCUGUGGCUGCACAAAAUGGAUACCAGACAUGGUCUCUCAGCAAGUUAUUCGGAGCUGGCCUCAAGACUUCAUGCCCUUUAGCUUCCAUGAGUACCAUCUACGUUGAUGUAUCUAAUAAUGGUAGUGUAGGAACAUACCAGCUUAGCCCUGAGCCCACACAGCUGGUUGUCUCUGGAGAGGGUGCUUACCAGCGUAGAUUGGCCAUUUAUGACCUGAAACGCCAUGUGGCCCAGGGACGGUUCAACCUAGCAGCCCAGUAUGAAAAGCCCCACAUCUACUGGAUUAUCCCAGAGCCGCCCCUUCACAUCACCCGCUACAUUCAAGGUUAUGGUCUUGAGCGUGGUGGAAUAGUCAAUCGUAUCAAGAAUAAUCACCCUACAAAAGCUGUCCGAGUUGUGCUGCUCGAUGUCAUUCCCUGGUUUCUUCCCGUAUACCUGCACACAUUGAAAAUUUCCUCAGGUUCAAGGCAGCUGAAAGCAGAGCAUGUGAGCUACCAACCAGGUCGUGAUCGAGAGAGGCCACACCAUCUGGAGAUUACCCUCAUGCUCCCCCCAGCAGCAGAGACAAUUGUGGCAUAUGAAUUUGAGCGAGCCUUCCUCAAAUGGACCGAGUAUCCGCCCGAUGCCAACCAUGGCUUUUAUGUUGGGGCAGCUGUACUUAGCGCUCUUCUGGAUGAACCUGUGGCCAACUACAGCGGUGACAUCUCACUUUGCCCUAGUCUGAGGCACUGUAUUACUGGGACAGCAUCAGCACUCAACGAAAAAGGCAGUUCAGGAAAGCAGUUUGUGCGCAUCUACACUGAGACCUUGUUGGUAUCACUGCCAACACCUGACUUCAGCAUGCCAUACAACGUCAUCUGCCUUGCCUGCACCGUAGUUGCUUUAGCCUUUGGACCCAUACAUAACAUAGCCACCAAUGCGUUGACCACUGUUGAAGCGAAGAAAGGAAGUGAAGGACUGCUACGGCAACUAGCAUCCAAGGCGAAACGAUUGUUCCGUAAGAGUCCCUCAGAAGGCUCUGGUGGUGGCGACAGUGGUGAUCAAGAGAAGAAGAACAAAUAAUUUAGGCUUUCUAUUAUUUAGUUAUACUUAUCACCAUCUACAUGCGCAUAUUUGUGCAUGUAACCUGUAUAUAUAGUGUUAUACAAAUUCAUUUAUCAUGCUAAUAAAUUUUGCUUUUGUUAUCAUGA
This is a messenger RNA of Rhipicephalus sanguineus (brown dog tick), 1274 nucleotides long. Its product is annotated as GPI transamidase component PIG-T-like. The record is from RefSeq and is a predicted model, not a curated record. Gene Ontology annotation, cellular component: GPI-anchor transamidase complex. NCBI's taxonomy places the organism in Eukaryota, Metazoa, Arthropoda, Arachnida, Ixodida, Ixodidae. The coding region runs from base 1 to 1146 and encodes 381 amino acids. The transcript is spliced from 7 exons. Gene Ontology annotation, biological process: attachment of GPI anchor to protein.